GAUAAUAAUAAUAAACGAUUCGGUCGGCUAACAGGAAAUACCUAUUCUGGUUGAUUUUUUUUUCGAAAUCCUGGUUUGAUUCAACAAAUAAAUCUUUUUUUCCAUAAUGGCUUCGAAUAUUGCAUCACCACGUUCGGCAUUUAUGACAACACCAAAAGCACCGCCACGUUUUCAUCGAACUACCGGUAUUGGUGCUCGUCAUAAUAAUCCAUCAUCACCACGUUUUACAAAUUAUCAAUCAUUUCGUAAUGCAUUAUCAUCGAAUUCAAUGUUUGUUGUUGAUCCAAAAACAUUCGCUACACGUUUAUUAGUAAAACCAAAUUUUGAUCAAGUACUUGAAGGAACCAACACCAGAUUAGUACGAUUUUAUGUUUGGCUUAAACGUUUAAGUGAAAGUUGGUUUACACAUUUAUUCUUAUUGAUUGCAUUAAUCCUUUAUGCAUGUCUUGGUGGUGCAAUUUUUUCUACAAUCGAAGGAAAUCAUGAAAAAGAAGAAAAUGCAAUCAUCAGACAAUUAUAUGAACCAAUCGAACAAAUGACUGAUACAAUUGUUAAUGAAUUAUGGCGUCAACGUCAACAUUUUCCCUUGCCAAUCGAUAUUGAUGAUAAUGAUAAUGGAAUGAAUCAACAAAAACGAUAUUUUGUACCAAAUAUUGAUCAAUAUUGGUAUCGUAUUGUUGAUGAUGAAUUAGAUCGUUUUGAAUGGAUUGUGAAUGAACAAUGUUCAAAACGUUUAAAUUAUUCAAUAGAACGUUUUGCUGAAACACAUCGUUGGGAUUUUAUUGGUUCAGUAUUUUUUAGUAUGACUGUAUUUACAACAAUUGGUUAUGGUGAUAAUCCACCAGUAACAACAUUGGGUAAAACAGCUGCAAUGAUUUAUUCAUUUUUUGGUAUUCCACUUUUAUUAAUCGUAUUAGCUGAUUUUGGUCGAAUAUUUACUCGAAUAAUUAAAUAUUUAAUUAUGUCUUGCCGCCGGGUUUAUUAUGAUCGUUCACUGCGUUCAGUACGACAUAUGGGUCGUAAAGCAACACGUACAGCAAAAAUUCAACAUGCAAUAAUGGAUGCAUUGAAUAAAAUACAACGACAACCACCAUUUUUUAUUGAUUCAAAUACUGGAAAAGUUUCAAUGUUACCACCACCGGAAAUAUCCAAACCAAUAAAUCUACAAUCAACAACAAAUCCAAUGUUAUCAUCAUAUAGGUCAAAUCAAAUUCCGAUGGUAACUGUUUCAUCACCAUCAUCGCAAUCACAAUCGCAAUCAUCGUCGACAAUAAUGACACCCGAAACACCAAUGCCAACAAUGUUAGAUUUUAAUGAAAUGGAUGAUGAAUUCAAUCUGCCAAUAUCAUUAGCAUUAUUCAUAUUAAUAUUAUAUUUAUUUUUUGGUGCAAUAUUAUUUUGGACAUUUGAAAAUUGGACAUUAUUUCAAUCAUUUUAUUUUGUUUUCAUUUCAAUGUCAACAAUUGGUUUUGGUGAUUUUGUACCCACUCAAUUCAAUGUAUUAUUAUAUGCAUUUAUUUAUUUCCUAUUCGGUUUGGCAUUAACAUCAAUGUGUAUAAAUGUUAUACAGGAAAAAUUAUCAUCAACAUUUGAAAAAGCAAGAAUAACAAUUGGUGAAUCAAUUGGUUUGGAUCCAUCAACACCGAUUACCAUUAUGAAUCCAACAGUCAAUCCAUUAUCACAACCGCAACAAGAAACAUCAUCCAAAUCAAGUUCAAGACAAAGUUCACCCGAAAAAUUAUCAUCAAUUAAACCAACAACAACAGCGAAAACAUCAUCUUCACUGAAACCAUAAAAACAUCAAAACACACACACACAGAAACACAUUCUUUUUUCUAGAUUUUUAUUUGAAAAAUUGAAAUUCAUUUUAGGUUUUUUCUUUUUCUUUUUUUUUUGUCUUUUUUGGCUGUUGAUUUUUAAUCGGUUGCCGAU
Dermatophagoides pteronyssinus (European house dust mite) is the source of this 1932-nucleotide messenger RNA. Its product is annotated as TWiK family of potassium channels protein 18-like. Gene Ontology annotation, cellular component: plasma membrane. Gene Ontology annotation, molecular function: outward rectifier potassium channel activity; potassium ion leak channel activity. NCBI's taxonomy places the organism in Eukaryota, Metazoa, Arthropoda, Arachnida, Sarcoptiformes, Pyroglyphidae. Gene Ontology annotation, biological process: stabilization of membrane potential; potassium ion transmembrane transport. The record is from RefSeq and is a predicted model, not a curated record.